AUGUUGCAUCCGAAGUUACAACGAGUCAUAAGGCUUAAUUAUUAUCAUCUGCUAUCCUAUGGUCUAAUGGCUACAACUCUACGAUUUCCUAGGCCAAACACAAUAAAAAUUAAAAGACAAGUUUCCCAUGGUUAUUUGCUAUAUAGUGUUGUGAUAAUUGGCAUCCUUUUGAUCGAGAUUCCUUUAAUGAUUCCCAGUAAUAUAUUCGAUGGCUACAUGAAGUCAAGUUUUUUAUUACAAAAAAGUUUCAUUGUUACCCUGGGACUAAGAGUUUUGACCAUUUUGGGUAACUACUUUACUGUUUGGCGGUAUCGGAAGGACAUUAUUAAUUUCUAUAUGGAUUUUUUUCGCAUUUGGAGUACGCAUCGUGAAAUGGUGAUACGUUUGGUUGGUUUGAAGUCAGUAAAGAGAUUGCAACUAUAUUUGGGUAAACUUCUAUGGCGAAAUUUAUGUGUGAUUUAUGGUGGCGGCUUCUGUUCCUUCAUUGUGCAAUAUCAAUUGCUCAGUAACGUGACUGAAGAAAGUUUUACACUUCUUUUGGCCAGAUUUAGUCAUAUUAUUUUGUUUAUAGUGGCAAAAAUAGGUAUCUAUUUAACCCUCUCACUACUCAAUCAUCAAUUUGACAUAGUUCAAUUGAGUUUGAAGGCUUUGAGUAAACAGCAAACAAUACCAAAAGCUAAGGACCUACACAACAUUUCGCGUAUGCAAAGGGAUAGCUUUAAUUUGGCCCAGAGACUGUUCCGUAUCUAUGACAUAGCAAAUGCCACUGUGUUUCUCAAUAUGUUUGCCGCCAGUGUGAACAUUUACUAUCAUGCUGUUCAAUUUAGUAACAAGAGUAUCAAAUCCACUGGCUGGGGUCUCGCAUUUGGAAAUGCUUUAAUCAUCUUCAAUGUGUGGAAUUCGGCCAUUUUAAUGAAUAUGUUGGAUCGUGUGAUUACCUCCUGCAAUGACAUUGGUCAAUUGUUACGGCUAUUUACCGAACUUAAACUAACCCACGAAUUCAAAAUGGAGCUGGAAUUGUUUGCCAACAGACUGAAAUGUCAACGUUUGGUCUAUAAAAUCUGCGGUUGUGUCAAAUUGGAUAAAUCAGCCUGUCUCAGCUAUAUUGGCUCUGUUCUGUGUUAUGUCAUUAUAAUGAUGCAAUUCGACUUGAGGGAAAAGACCCAAAGAAUAGAACGUCACAAUUAUCUAAGCCAUUUAGAUAGACGUCACUAA
This is a messenger RNA of Drosophila willistoni, 1215 nucleotides long. It is a transcript of the gene Gr58b, whose product is annotated as putative gustatory receptor 58b. The record is from RefSeq and is a predicted model, not a curated record. Bases 1 to 1215 code for a protein of 404 amino acids. Gene Ontology annotation, biological process: sensory perception of taste. NCBI's taxonomy places the organism in Eukaryota, Metazoa, Arthropoda, Insecta, Diptera, Drosophilidae. Gene Ontology annotation, cellular component: membrane. The transcript is spliced from 2 exons.